AUGGCUUCGAGAUUCAAGCUUGCGUUUGCACUCUCUCUGCUGCUUCAACUGUUAGAUUUCUGUAGGGGAAGCAAAGUUGGUGUUGCCUAUGGAAGGAAUGCUAAUAAUCUUCCACCACCUGAUCAAGUAGCACAAUUGGUUGAAAAACACAAUAUUCAGUACCUCAGGAUUUAUGAUUCCGAUCCCAAAGUGUUAAAGGCCUUUUCAAACACUAGCAUUGAACUUAUGGUGGGAGUUCGUAAUGCAGACUUAUCAGCAUUCCAGUCCCAAUCUUAUGUAGAUUCCUGGCUAAGGAAUAGCAUCCUCCCAUACUACCCAGCCACAAAUAUCACCCACAUUACUGUUGGUAUUGAAAUGAUUGAUAGCCUGGACAAUGCCACCAACUUGGUUGUACCCGCCAUGAGAAAUGUUGUUUUCGCAUUGAAAACAGCUAACCUGCAAGAUAGGAUCAAGGUUUCAACUCCACUCCCCUUUGGGGUUUUAUCGAAAUCCUACCCACCUUCCGAAGGGGCAUUUAGCAGUAGCUAUGAAAAUGUCUUGCGACCUUUGUUGGACUUCCUGGAAGAGAACCAAUCACCUUUUAUGGUCGACUUAUAUCCUUUUUACGCUAUGAUCAAUGGAGAUUCUUCUUUGGAUUAUGUUCUGUUUAAGUCAUCCUCUUCGAUUUUCGUAGACCCAAAUACCGGUUUAAGUUACAAUAACAUUUUUGAUGCUCAGCUAGAUGCUUUUCAUUUUGCUUUGGCCAAUCUGAAUUUUAGCAGAAUGAAGAUUAUUGUAACGGAAACUGGCUGGCCUACGAGAGGUUCACCCUAUGCUAGUAUUGACAAUGCCCAGACUUACAACACCAACUUAAUUCGUCAGUUUAUGGAUGGCCCUGGUACGCCUGCUAUGCCCGGUGUAAACCUAUAUGUGUUCAUUUUCACCUUGUUUAGUGAGAACCUAAACCCAGGACCGGAAACAGAGAGAAACUUUGGCAUAUUUUAUCCGGACAUGUCGAGUGUAUAUAACCUGGGCUUUCCUGACAAAGGAGGAAGAAGCUGGUGCAUUGCUUCUAGCCAGGCUUUGGAUUCGGAUUUACAGUAUUUGCUAAAUUGGGCUUGCAUUCUGGGAAAAGCGAAUUGUUCGGCAAUUCAGCCAGGCCAGCAAUGUUUUGAACCAGAUACCCUAUUUUCUCAUACCUCUUUCGCCUUCAACAAUUACUACCAGAAAAAUGGAGCCACCGAUGAUGCAUGCAGUUUUGGAGGAACUGGGAUCAAAGCUAUGGUGAAUGCAGCUAUCACUAAGAGGACGUAUCAUGAGAAUAAAGUAGUUGUUGCGAUUAUCGUGAACGAGUGCAUGAGCUAA
Gossypium arboreum is the source of this 1344-nucleotide messenger RNA. RefSeq names its product glucan endo-1,3-beta-glucosidase 13-like. The transcript is spliced from 4 exons. The coding region runs from base 1 to 1344 and encodes 447 amino acids. Gene Ontology annotation, cellular component: plasma membrane. Gene Ontology annotation, biological process: carbohydrate metabolic process. Gene Ontology annotation, molecular function: hydrolase activity, hydrolyzing O-glycosyl compounds. The record is from RefSeq and is a predicted model, not a curated record. NCBI's taxonomy places the organism in Eukaryota, Viridiplantae, Streptophyta, Magnoliopsida, Malvales, Malvaceae.